Molecule: messenger RNA, 643 nt
Organism: Calliphora vicina (urban bluebottle blowfly)
Lineage: Eukaryota; Metazoa; Arthropoda; Insecta; Diptera; Calliphoridae
Product: zinc finger protein 706-like
Exons: 3
Coding region: 173-409 (78 amino acids)
Source: RefSeq, a predicted model, not a curated record
UCAAACACAAAUUUACUUAUUAAAAAAAACCAAUUUAAAAAAUAUUUACUGGUAUUGCAAAAAAAGAUUUUAAAAUACGAAAACAAUUACUUUUACAUUCGUUUUUAUAAAACAUUCUCAAGUUAUUGGGUUUAAUAACAAAAACAACAACAAAUUAGAUAUCUAAGAAAAAAUGGCACGUGGUCACCAAAAAUUACAAUCACAAGCAAAAACUCAAGAAAAACAAGCAAAACUCAAAAAACAACAAGGACAUAGUGCCACUGAUCAAAAAAAGGCUGCCCAGAAAGCAUUAGUUCAUGUUUGUGCAGUAUGCAAGUCCCAAAUGCCAGAUCCUAAAACGUACAAACAACAUUUUGAAAAUAAACAUCCCAAAAACGAUAUGCCUCCAGAACUAAAGGACGUCGUCUAAUACGGGUAUUAUUUUUUAUUGUUUUAUCAUUUAAUACGCGCACCCGCCUUGGACUUGAGGGUUAUUGCUGAGCAGCUUGCUGUAUAAUCUUGUAAUUAGAAAAGCUGUUUAAUUUAUUUACUUAUACAUCUUUUUAUUAUAAACAAUAUUAUUUCUUUCUUUUUUAUGGAAAUUUGUGAAUUACAUACAUAUAAUUAUAAUAUAAAUAAUAAAAAAUUAAAAUGACUACACAUA